CAUCACGUGUUCCCCGUGGCGAUGGAGGCGGCCGACGUGUUCCGCGCGCUCGGCGCUGGCGCCGCUUUUGACUGGAAACGGUUUGGCGGCCGCGAGAUAACAAAAUCAAUCAAUACCAUCUUGAAUGAAAACCCUACAGAACUUGACUUUUUCAAGAAUCAGCCUACAAAAAUUAACAAACCAGUGGGGGACAUAUUGAAGAUCAGGGAGCAGAGAGCACCUUCUGCAAGAGUGCGUGAAGAUAUCUGCACCUCCACAUCACCAGGAAAAAGGAAACUUGCGAUUAAUGGAUCAGAAGAGAGGAAAAGGAGCAAAAAAGAAGUCAAAGCACAAGCUGAGACUGAAAUACACAACAUUUUUCCCACUUUAAGAAAUGGUGAAGGGGCAAUGUCCUCACUGGGAAGCAAGAUUCACAGAAGUCAUGGCAAAGAACCCAAUGCUGAGAAGUUGCAACACCAGCAGCGGGAAAAGAUAAAUAAGUUCCGGCGCAAGCAUCGGAUUUACGUGGAUGGAACUGAUAUCCCCGAACCUGUUGCUACCUUUGAGCAGCUUCAACAAGACUACAAGGUUCACCCGAAAGUUAUUCAACAUGUAGAGGAAUCUGGAUUCCUAAUGCCUACUCCUAUACAAAUGCAAGCUAUACCCAUCAUGUUACAUAAUCGUGAAAUCCUGGCCUGUGCUCCAACUGGAUCUGGAAAGACAUUGGCUUUUUGCAUCCCACUCUUGACAUGUCUAAAACAGCCAAUGAAUCAAGGUUUCAGGGCAUUGAUAUUAUCUCCCACUCGAGAGCUUGCCAGUCAGACUUAUCGAGAGCUAGUAAAACUCUCUGAAGGCAUUGGUUUUCGAAUUCACAUGAUCAACAAAGCAACUGAGGCUGCCAAAAAGUUUGGUCCCAAGUCUUCAAACAAAUUUGAUAUUUUGGUGACAACUCCAAACAGACUGAUUUACCUGUUGAAGCUGGAGCCCCCAGCACUGGACCUCAGCAGAGUUGAGUGGUUGGUUGUUGAUGAAUCGGAUAAAUUAUUUGAGGAUGGCAAAUCCGGAUUCCGAGAUCAGUUGGCCACCAUCUUCCUGGCCUGUACAUCUCACAAUGUGCGGCGAGCUUUGUUCAGUGCCACAUUUGCAAUGGAUGUGGAGCAGUGGUGUAAACUGAACUUGGACAAUGUGGUUUCUGUAUCAAUUGGUAUAAGGAAUUCAGCUGUAGAGACUGUGGAGCAGGAAUUACUUUUUGUCGGAACAGAAAAUGGGAAAUUGCUGGCAAUGCGAGACCUGAUUAAAAAGGGUUUUUCACCUCCAGUGCUGGUCUUUGUUCAGUCUAUUGUAAGAGCAAAGGAGUUGUUUCGUGAGUUGAUCUACGAAGGUAUUAACGUUGAAGUUAUCCAUGCAGAAAGAACGCAACAACAGAGAGAUAACGUAGUGCGCAGCUUCAGAGCAGGAAAGAUUUGGGUCCUCCUUUGCACUGCACUAAUGGCUCGAGGCAUUGAUUUCAAAGGAGUGAAUUUAGUCAUCAACUACGACUUUCCAACUAGUGCUAUUGAAUACAUCCAUAGAAUUGGUCGUACCGGAAGAGCUGGUCACCAAGGAAAAGCGAAAACAUUUUUUACAGAAGACGAUAAACCACUUUUGCGAAGCAUAGCAAAUAUCAUCAAACAAGCUGGCUGCCCUGUACCUGAUUACAUGAUGCAAAUAAAGAAAUUGCAAAGUAAACAAAGGAAAAGGGUCAUCAAAAAUCCAAUCAAACGAGCGACCAUCAAGACCACUCCAAAAUACUUCCUAGAAACGGCGGCCAGAAAGAAAAAACUGAUUCAGAAGAGCAAGAAGAAAAAAGAAAAGCCCCAAAAAAGUGUGACAAUCAACAGUUUUUAACAAGAUUCCAGAUUUGUGAGAAAUGGCCUCCUACUCACAAAACCAUGUCCCUAAUCAUCCCUUGUCCAUUUAACUGCAUGUGUAUCUUAUCCAUCAGAAUACUCUCUGGUAACUUUUCAACCACAGAUGUUAUGCUGAAGAUUGUUGUCAUUGCUGUUUUGAAAGAAAACAAAUGUUUCUAAAUAUUUUAAGAUAUCUUGGAUGUGCUGAAGAGUGCAGUGCCACCUAUGUGAAAUACUGCAAUAUUGUACUUUCUUUAUAGUAUGUUUCAACCCUUUUAGAAUUAACAGAUGCUGCAGUAUGAUAUACUGAUAUUGACAUGAGGAUGUGAAUUUAACAUGCCCUUUUUCUCUGAUAUAGAAAAUUGCAGUCUGGAUACUGUAGUUUAAGUUACUUCCAGUAAGAAUUUGUUGUAUAGAAAUUAUAAACUGGUGUAGUUACAGCUAAAUGAUCUCUGUAAAUCCUAAUAAACUCAAUCGGGUGAUUUCUUUUCAAAUUUUAAAUAUCCAUCAUUAAAGUAAUGUGGACAAUUUGACUUUAACACUGACUGUUUACAUUAUCUCUUCUGGUGGAGCGUAAAAUAUAACUUUGUAUUUCAUUAUUAA
This is a messenger RNA of Amblyraja radiata (thorny skate), 2471 nucleotides long. RefSeq names its product DEAD (Asp-Glu-Ala-Asp) box polypeptide 52 (gene ddx52). Lineage: Eukaryota; Metazoa; Chordata; Chondrichthyes; Rajiformes; Rajidae. Gene Ontology annotation, biological process: maturation of SSU-rRNA. The transcript has 15 exons. The coding region runs from base 22 to 1866 and encodes 614 amino acids. Gene Ontology annotation, molecular function: ATP binding; RNA helicase activity; nucleic acid binding. The record is from RefSeq and is a predicted model, not a curated record. Gene Ontology annotation, cellular component: cytosol.